Molecule: messenger RNA, 868 nt
Organism: Aedes albopictus (Asian tiger mosquito)
Lineage: Eukaryota; Metazoa; Arthropoda; Insecta; Diptera; Culicidae
Exons: 2
Coding region: 162-743 (193 amino acids)
Source: RefSeq, a predicted model, not a curated record
CCGGUUCAGUAAUCAAGCGAAGAACAAACGUAAACAUUGCAUUUUCCGCGAAGAGUUUUCAUGCACUUUUCGCUGCAUCCGUUGUGAGUACAGAAGCCCAAGCCGUUUCCCGUCGAAACUGAAUCUCAGAAAAUCUCAAGUUAAAAGUGACCGCCACUAGAAUGGACGAAGACGUCGAAUUCCGCGACAUGGUGCUCAAAAGGCUGGAAGAAAAUGGCUCCCUACUGGAAAUCAAGGCCAAACUCCGCGCAUAUCUGUACGACGUCAUCGAGAACGACGGAAAAGCUUCGACGGCGGAAGUGAUUCACGAUACCGAUCUGACGUAUAACAACAGCAGCAGCGGCAGUGCCACGGAUAAAUCGGAAGUGGACGAAGACGAUCGAAGAGAGGAACCGGACCAAGAGAUGGACGAUCGCUCGUUGGCACUGGGGCUGGUGUUUGAUUUGUUGGACUGCUUGAAGUUGCCUUAUACGAAGAAGGUGCUCUCGGCAGAAACGGGCGUGCAACGGCCAUGUACCAGAGUUCGACUGAAGAGGGAGUUCUUGAGGAAUUCCUCGAAAGAAGUAGGGGAUUCGGGAAGCGAAGCGAUUUUGCUGCAGCUGAUUGAGCAGAAUCGGAAAAGAUCGACAUCCGGCGAAUCCACAUCCGGAGGUGAUGUAUCACAAGUAAGUAAAGAUGUAACCGAAAGCCCUUCUUCCGCACAGGAAGAAGUGACGGACAAUUCCGCCGGAACAACGAUUUGAUUAUCGUUCGAAUGAAAUUUCAAUUCAACAUUCCCAUUUUUUAUAUUAGCAUAUAUCCUACUUAUGUGCCUUCAUUUUUAAGUGUAUUUUAAAUGUAUUAUUUUCUUUUGGUUUACAAAAAUGAA